Molecule: messenger RNA, 3414 nt
Organism: Suillus subaureus
Lineage: Eukaryota; Fungi; Basidiomycota; Agaricomycetes; Boletales; Suillaceae
Product: polyketide synthetase
Exons: 9
Coding region: 160-3258 (1032 amino acids)
Molecular function (GO): ATP binding; translation elongation factor activity; ATP hydrolysis activity
Source: RefSeq, a predicted model, not a curated record
UCACCUGUCUCUCACUUCUUUUUCUUCUCUUCUUCAUAUCUCAAUAGAGGCAUUUAGCCGCUCAGUAGACAUAGAGCUUGCUCUUGUAGCUUUUGUUUGCCUAAUCCCAACUUCAUAGAAGAAAACUUACUUUCAACGUCUCUACUAAAGACACUAGAAAUGCCUGCUGCUACCUCUACCGCUCCUACUAUUCCUUCUCCUGCCUCUCUCAAGGGCCCUGUUGACGGUCAAGUCGACGUGGCCGCCCUAUUUGUCGCUGACAAAGCUACCCGCGAUGCAGCUGCAAAGGUUCUGGCCUCGGCCGUUCAAAAUGACGGUCCUGCUGCCAUUGCCGCUGUCGGUUUCGUUGAAGCCGCAGUUAAGGCUCUUGCCGACAAAAAAUCUGCUGCCGCCCGUGAGGGUGCAGCUGAUGCUGUAGUAGCCCUUGCCAAGGCGGGCGCUACCAAGGCCCUUGAACCCACUUUCGUCGAUUCUGGUCUCUACGCAGCUCUCAUUGAGGGUUUUGCUGACAAAAUGCCUGCCCCCCGUAACGCAGCCGUUGAGGCAGUUCGGGAGUUUGUAGCCUCCAUGAACCCAUGGGCUACCGGUCUUCUUCUUCCCGCACUUCUUCACGAAAUUAAAACUGCCGGUAAAUGGCAAGUGAAGACCGGCUCGCUUAUUGUGCUGAACCAGCUCGUUGUAUCUGCACCCCUUCAAACCGCUCGCCUGAUGCCCGAUAUCGUCCCUAUUCUUGCUGAGGCUAUUUGGGAUACCAAGGCAGACGUGAAGAAGGCUGCGCGCGAUUCUCUUACAAAGGCUACUGCGUUGGUUUCGAACAAGGACAUUGAACGCUUUAUUCCGGCUCUUAUCAAGGCUCUCAUAAAUCCUGUCGAAGAGGUGCCAAAUACCGUUCAGCUCCUCUCGGCUACCACAUUCGUUUCCGAAGUAGACUCUGCUACUCUUUCCUUGAUGGUUCCCCUUUUGUCUCGUGGUCUCCUAGAGAAACUUACUGCUACGAAGCGUAAGGUUGCAGUUAUCGUCGACAAUAUGGCCAAGCUUGUGGACUCUCCUGUCACUGUCCGUCCAUUCUUGCCCAAGCUCCUCCCUGGCUUGAUCAAGGCUCGUGGCGUGGUUGGCAAAGCCAUUGCCACUCUCCGCCAAGUUGGUGAAGUCCCCGCUGAAAGCGAUGGUACCGACCUCCCCGCACUGAAGAAAGCAGGCGCUGCCACUCUCUCCACCACUGACGCUUCUGCCGUCUACGUCUCGCGCCUUGCUGCUAACCUUGUUAACGCCAAGAACUUUGACGUUCCCGAGUGGGACACACUCGCUUCUUACCUCGCAUUCCUUGCCCCCACUCCUGACCCUGUUUCCAUUGCAAGGGAAUGGGUCGUUCGCUCUGCCAGCGAGGACACUGAAGAUGAUACAGUCCCUGACGAUGAGGAAGAGGGUGAAGACCUAUGCAACUGCCAGUUCUCCCUUGCCUAUGGUGCAAAGAUUCUCUUGAACACCGCUACCCUCCGUCUCAAGCGUGGCCACCGCUACGGUCUCUGCGGUAAGAACGGCACAGGGAAGUCAACCCUUAUGCGUGCUAUCACCAACGGACAGGUCGAGGGUUUCCCCUCCCCUGAUGAAGUUCGCACCUUCUAUGUCGAGCACGACAUCGACGGCAGUGAGGCCGACACGUCGGUCCUUCAGUUCAUCCUUUCUGAUUCACGCAUUCUUGCUGGUGAGACUGAAGUUAUCGAGACCCUCGCUUCCGUCGGCUUCAGUGAUGAGCGUCAGAAGCACGCCAUCGGCAGUCUGUCCGGUGGAUGGAAGAUGAAGCUUGCCCUCGCCAGGGCUAUGCUUUUCAAAGCUGACAUCCUCCUCCUUGAUGAGCCUACCAAUCACUUGGAUGUUGUUAACGUCGCUUGGCUCGAGAACUACCUCGUCAGCCUGAAGACGUGUACCUCCAUCAUCGUCUCACACGACUCUAGCUUCCUCAACAACACAAUCACCGAUGUCCUCCACCUUAACCGCUUCAAGGUCAAGAGAUACCGCGGUAACCUUGAGGCUUUCGUUAAGGUCGUCCCUGAGGCGAAGUCUUACUACACCCUGGAGGCUGCUGAGGACUACAAAUUUAAGCUCCCAGACCCACCCUUGCUCGAGGGUGUCAAGACCAAGGAGAAGAGUUUGCUCAAGAUGCGCAAGGUUGGCUUCCAGUACCCCACGCAACCCGUCCAGCAACUUUACGACAUCAAUCUCCAAGUGUCUCUUUCGUCUCGCGUUGCUGUUCUUGGUCCCAACGGUUCGGGCAAGUCGACACUAGUUAAGCUCCUCAUUGGCGACAUGGAGCCCAACAAGGGUGGUGAAAUCUGGAAGCACCCCAAUUUGGUCAUCGGUUACGUUGCCCAGCACGCCUUCCACCAUAUUGACCACCAUCUCGACAAGACUCCUCUCGAAUACAUGCUCUGGCGUUACCAGACUGGUGAGGAUUUAGAAGAGAUGCAGAAGGCUAGCCGUCAAAUUACCGAUGCCGAGGCACAAAAGAUGAAGGACGGUUCUCUAUAUGUUCACGAGGACGGUUCCAAGAGGUUCAUCGAAGAGAUCGUCGCGCGCAAGAAAUUGAAGCAGUCCUACGAGUAUGAGGUUUCUUUCAAGAACAUGAGCUCUUCGGAGAACGUGUGGAUGCCUCGUGAUGAACUGAUUAAGCGUGGUUUCGAAAAGAAAGUUCUCGAAGUGGAUACUCGCGAAGCCCAGCGUCUUGGUCUCUUGCGCCCUCUCGUCCGUCGGGAGAUUGAGAAGCACUUUGCUGACUUCGGUCUUGAGCCUGAGUUUGUGUCGCAUAACACUAUGAGGGGUCUUUCUGGGGGUCAGAAAGUCAAAAUCGUUCUCGGUGCUGCUACAUGGCGGCGGCCUCACGUCAUCUGCUUGGACGAGCCGACUAACUACCUUGAUCGCGAGUCGCUUGCUGCGCUCAUCGAGGCCUUGAAGGUCUUCGAGGGUGGUGUGCUCGUUAUCACCCACAACAGGGACUUCUCUGAGUCCCUCUGUCACGAGGUGUGGGCCAUGCGCGAUGGCCACCUCGAGGCUUCCGGCCACAAUUGGGUCGAGGGCCAGGGUUCAGGCCCCCGUAUUGAUAAGAAGGAUGGCGAGGAGGAGGUUCAAUAUGAUGCCAUGGGCAACAAGAUCGACAACAAAAAGGCAAAGAAGCUGACGUCAGCUGAACAGCGCAAGCUCAAGAAGGAGCGCAUGGCUCGUAAGAAACGAGGUGAAGAAAUCACCGAUGAUGAGCUUUAAGCUACCUGCCGGUCAUGGUAUUGUUGAUAUGUUGUUGUAUGCUCCUCAUUAUGUAUUCGCAUUCAUGUCAUCUGUUGUGUUGUUACCCUCGGGCUGUUGUUUAUGUACCCUGUUCACUAUUUUCGUAUAAUGGAUUCAUGCAUUUCUGACUUUGAA